Messenger RNA from Mus pahari (shrew mouse), 2506 nucleotides. RefSeq names its product glutamic--pyruvic transaminase (gene Gpt). Gene Ontology annotation, biological process: biosynthetic process. Gene Ontology annotation, molecular function: L-alanine:2-oxoglutarate transaminase activity; pyridoxal phosphate binding. Lineage: Eukaryota; Metazoa; Chordata; Mammalia; Rodentia; Muridae. The record is from RefSeq and is a predicted model, not a curated record. The coding region runs from base 834 to 2324 and encodes 496 amino acids. The transcript is spliced from 11 exons.
AAGUCUAUAAGCUUUCUGGAAGGCCAGUGGGUGUGAGGUACUGUGGGCCUAUCAGAGCUCACUUCCUGUUCUCUCUACCAAUCAGGAGCAGCAGGGAAGGGGACUUGGUUACCCUUGGCCUGGGUUGUCGACCUAAGGGCACCCUCAAGCCGAUGUGUAUUGAAAGGGCAUGAGGGCAGUCCAGGGUGAGGUGUGUCCAGAACUAGCUGUCCCGUCUCCAGUCUCUUCCCCUCCCCCUAAACCCUUGCAGUGGCUCAUCAGAGACCAAGGUCCAAGCAUAGUACUCUAUCAGUCCCCAUGGAACUGCACAUCUCUCUCCCUUCCCCCAGUGCUCCCCAGAUUCCUAAGUUACCUAGGAGACAAGUCCUCUUGCUUAAAGUAAAGAUGGGGUGUGUAUCAGGUCUGAGGACUAGGCCUCAGCUGGGCCUUGCUAGGGUAAAUCUACAGUCGUCCCAAGUUCUGUUCAUAAUAGGCCGAGAUGCUCAGUGCUCUCUCCUCCCAGUUUCCAGUGUGUCAAGUGUUGAACCAUCCGUCUGUCCCUAUUCCCCAAGUGGGUCUCCUGCUCCCUCAUGGGGACACUAGGCGGCACUGGGCCUCGCCCCAAGCCCCGCCUGCUGCCUUACCAACUCCCUCUGGCUCCCUGGGGCAGAUCUGUGCCCAGCCUGGUGGGGCGGGGCCCAGGGUGCUCCAGUUCCUUCAGCCUUUUCUGCCCCUUUCAGUAGUGCCAGAAGGCUGCAGUGGAGAGGGUGGUGUCUUACACAGACUCCCCAUUCCCAGCCCUGCUCCCCCACUGGACCCUUCUUGAGCCAGCAUUCUGCCUGCUUUGAGCAGUCAUGGCCUCACGAGGGAAUGACCAGAGCCAAACUUCAAGGAACGGAGUGAAGGGGAAGGUGCUAACUCUAGAUACCAUGAACCCAUGUGUGCGGAGGGUGGAGUAUGCAGUCCGAGGACCCAUCGUGCAGCGUGCCUUGGAGCUGGAGCAGGAGCUGCGCCAGGGUGUGAAGAAGCCUUUCACUGAGGUUAUCCGUGCCAAUAUUGGGGACGCACAUGCCAUGGGGCAGAGACCCAUCACCUUCUUCCGCCAGGUCCUGGCCCUCUGUGUCUACCCCAAUCUUCUGAGCAGUCCAGAUUUCCCAGAGGAUGCCAAGAGAAGGGCAGAACGCAUCUUGCAGGCAUGCGGGGGCCACAGUCUUGGUGCCUAUAGCAUUAGCUCUGGAAUCCAGCCGAUUCGGGAAGAUGUGGCGCAAUACAUUGAGAGGCGAGAUGGAGGCAUCCCUGCAGACCCCAACAACAUAUUUCUGUCCACGGGGGCCAGCGAUGCCAUCGUGACAAUGCUCAAGCUGUUGGUAGCUGGUGAGGGCCGUGCACGAACGGGUGUGCUCAUUCCCAUUCCUCAGUACCCACUGUACUCAGCUGUGCUGGCUGAGCUGGACGCCGUGCAAGUGGACUACUACCUGGACGAAGAGCGCGCCUGGGCUCUGGACAUCGCUGAGCUGCGGCGCGCUCUGUGCCAGGCACGUGACCGCUGCUGCCCUCGAGUACUGUGCGUCAUCAACCCCGGCAACCCCACGGGGCAGGUACAGACCCGUGAGUGCAUCGAGGCCGUAAUCCGAUUUGCUUUCGAAGAGGGACUCUUCCUGAUGGCUGAUGAGGUAUACCAGGACAAUGUAUAUGCCGAGGGCUCUCAGUUCCAUUCAUUCAAGAAGGUGCUCAUGGAGAUGGGGCCACCAUAUGCCACGCAGCAGGAGCUCGCGUCUUUCCACUCAGUCUCCAAGGGCUACAUGGGCGAGUGCGGAUUUCGUGGUGGCUAUGUGGAGGUGGUAAACAUGGAUGCUGAGGUGCAGAAACAGAUGGCGAAACUGAUGAGCGUGCGACUGUGUCCACCAGUGCCGGGCCAGGCUUUGAUGGGCAUGGUGGUCAGUCCACCAACCCCCUCCGAGCCGUCCUUCAAGCAGUUUCAAGCAGAGAGGCAGGAGGUGCUGGCUGAACUGGCAGCCAAGGCUAAACUCACGGAGCAGGUCUUCAACGAGGCCCCCGGGAUCCGCUGCAACCCAGUGCAGGGCGCUAUGUAUUCCUUCCCUCGAGUGCAGCUGCCUUUGAAAGCAGUGCAGCGCGCGCAGGAACUGGGCCUGGCCCCUGACAUGUUCUUCUGCCUGUGCCUCCUGGAAGAGACUGGCAUCUGCGUUGUGCCUGGGAGUGGCUUUGGGCAGCAGGAGGGCACCUAUCAUUUCCGGAUGACCAUUCUGCCCCCCAUGGAGAAACUGCGGAUGCUGCUGGAGAAACUGAGGCACUUCCAUGCUAAAUUCACUCAUGAGUACUCCUAAAGCCACUGCUAGGGUCACACUGGAUACUCUCUGACUCAACAAACCAAGGGUCCUUGGGAGCCCUCAGUAUUUCUGAUUCCAAAUAGGGUCUGGGUACUUGUCCCUGCAGGUCCCUAAUAAAGCUGGGUAUUGGCCUGAUUUGAAGUGGCGGCCUGGGUGACCCCAGCUUUGACUCACCUGAC